Pocillopora meandrina is the source of this 1916-nucleotide messenger RNA. The record is from the annotation of a GenBank genome assembly. Lineage: Eukaryota; Metazoa; Cnidaria; Anthozoa; Scleractinia; Pocilloporidae.
AUGAGAAAACUGCAGGUCUUCUUUGUGGCAGUUGUCAUCAUAACCCUCACCUUAGUGACAUUUUUCUCAUCGUAUCUUCCCAUUACAACUAGGAGUCGUUGUGAGUCACAAGCACUGGCAAGUGAUUUAAGACGUCUAGCAAAAGACCUUUCUGAGACACAACACAGCUUGGUACAUUUUCCAUUGCAGUUCUACAAAGUUGAACGAAAUAUUGAGCUUUUAAAGCAACUAAUAAAAUCUGUGGAUGGACAACCACUGCAAAAGGACACCGUUUCCAGCGAUUCCUCACCAGAAACUUAUGUUAAGAAGAGAGAGGUUUGUCCCGAGAAAUUUAUGGGAAAGGAUUCUUCUUAUGGAUCCCCAUUUUAUAGGAAAGGUUUCGAGGGAGAAAAUUGCACAGACUUUGUUCCAAUUGAUGAACUUGUGACUAUGAUUAUGACAUCACCAAAGGAACUAUCACCUGAAAAGCUGAGAAAAGUGUUUGAAGGAAUUGCCACACAUUAUCCAAGCGUUCCUGUAAUAUUUGUGUCAAACAAAACAUUAAAGUUCAAGAGGCUAAGAGACGAAGGUUUAAAUCCAACGUUCAUGGCAUUUGAUGACCUUACACAUGGAGAAACAUGGUCCAAGUUACUCAAGAUGGUGGCCACACCCUAUACAUUGUUUGCACCGGAUAUCACCUACUUCACGGACGAUGUUAAUCUUGAACGCCUUGUACGGGUACUAAGUGAGAACAGGGAUGUCAUGAUUGCAGGAGGAAGCCAAAAGAAUCAACGGGGGGAGUGGGACAAUAGCUGUCGUCAAGUGCAAUUCAGAAAUUGGACCGCAUAUUUUGAAGACGGCUAUUACUACUCGUUUAAUGAUUGUAUAAGAUGUGAUGUACUGCUUGGUCCAUUUGUGGCAAAAACCAAAGAACUCCAGGAUCUUGGAAUCGAUGAAAAGUAAGUAUAAACUACGAUGCAGUAUAAAGAUUUAAGUUUUACUGGGGGAAGAUAAGAAACGGAAAGGAGAACAGUUUUGGGUGAGAAAGGGUGCUUCCUGAGUUGUUUGGUUGUUUUUUAAUUACUGUGAAUAUAUGAAAAUCAUAUAUGUGAACUGCAGAUAAAGACGUGAAAAUGAAAGUGGUCUUCGCAGUAGUGAACACUACUUGAGUGGUAGUGAAAACAAAACCUGAGAAAAAUUCAGGAUUGUACGGGAUUUGAACCUACUCUUCCAACUGAACUAACAAAUCGUUUUCAUUCGCAGUUCACAUGUAUGAUUUUCAUAUCUUCACAGUCAUUUACUCAUCACUUCAUGGGUUUAUUUGGAACCAACAUAAUGACCAGUUCCCAGUUGGCUUGUUAGCUCAGUUGGUAGAGCACUGCACCGGUGUCGCAGAGGUGAUGGGUUCAAAUCCUGUACAGGCCUCACUUUUUUCAUGCCUUACUUUCACUACUGCUCAAGUAGUGUUCAUUACUGCGAAGAUCACUUUCAUAUUCACUGGUUGUUUUUGUUCUCAGGGAUGGAAGGUGGUCAAAAUUUUUUGGGUAGCUUCAUUUAAGAUGGUGUACCACCUUAGAGUAGAAUUCUAAGGAGUCUUCUUAAAAAUGCUUACAGAAAGUUUUCAUGAUGUAUUUGACUUCUACCUCCACCCUCUGCUAUUUUGUGGACCGUUAAUGAAAACUGUCAAUCUGGUUUGAUAAGCUCAAUAAUUCGACUACUAUUUCUUGUUUUCCAGAUUACAUUUCGGUGCCUUUCAAGGCAUAUUCUGGCGAUUAAAACUCAAACGUCCAGAGAAAGUUGUUGCCAGCUGUCCAGAUGUCAUGUUCAAUAUAUAUGAGCGAGAAGUUCCAGAUGAAAAAUAUGAUGCCUUGGCCCAGAAAUGGGAUGUGAAGAAAUGGGUGGAGUCUAAUGGGCAAGUGCGUUGGUAUGGGUGCUGA